Messenger RNA from Lentinula edodes (shiitake mushroom), 2459 nucleotides. RefSeq names its product concanavalin A-like lectin/glucanase domain-containing protein. Bases 256 to 2028 code for a protein of 590 amino acids. Gene Ontology annotation, biological process: carbohydrate metabolic process. Gene Ontology annotation, molecular function: hydrolase activity, hydrolyzing O-glycosyl compounds. The transcript has 2 exons. The record is from RefSeq and is a predicted model, not a curated record. Lineage: Eukaryota; Fungi; Basidiomycota; Agaricomycetes; Agaricales; Omphalotaceae.
UGCUGCCAUAUUUUUGUACAUAACCUCGAGAUAAAAUUCACAUUUUUGCCUCGAGGAAAUCGGCUCAUCCCCGCAGUGACUAUAAAAGGAUAUGUCAAAGCAAUAAAUCGCAGUGAUGAUGUCACAGCUGCCUUGAAAUUUUUCCGAUCAAACGAAUCGCGAUAUGUAUGUAAUCUCGUGCGCAGCAUAGUUUAUAGCAAUGGCUUAUCGUGCAGAUAGCCUUAGAAUAAUACCACCACCACCAUCACCGUCGCCAUGGUCCCGCCUCCCGCAAUUGACGAUGGGAGCACUCGUCCACCCCCAUCAUCGUUCAAUCUCUACAACGAGUCCUCAACUUCACGUCGCACCUCUUUGGAAAGUCUAAGUAAUACACCCGCUGGAAUGUACCUUCGUCGUUUCUCCGAUGAAGUUCCGUCCCCAGUCUCACCUGUACAAUCUCAGGAUGCACCUUUCAUCCAUGAGCUCGGUCCACCCAAUGCCCCAUUCAUGUCAGAGUCAGGUCAUGGUCAUGGUAAUGGUCAUGGACAAAAUUCUAGCCCUAGUAACUCAGUGUACCACGGCAGCGUCGGUGCCCACCUUGCUUCCAAAGGCUCCAAUAAUGACCUUUCUCGUUCACGUAAUAACAGCCUCACUUUUCGUGCUCCAUUCCUCAGCCCAGCUUCCCGUCCAACUUCCAAUAUCGCAUCUAAUACUUGGAACCCCCCCACGUAUCCACAGACACGUCCUGGGUCUCCUACAGCCAGCUCUACUGCGUUAGCCUUCACCCAACGUCACAGUGGCAAACAACCUUUCCAGUCAGCUUUGCUUUCAGAGAAAAUUCCAAAAGAAGAUAAGCCCUGGCUCGCCAAGCCCGCUCCACGCCAACGAGCAAGCUACUGGUUUACAUUAUUUGGGGUUUUCCUCGGCCUCGCAGGAGCUGCGUUGCUAUGCUUUUUUGAGCUACGAUCUUUAAACCUUCUUGACGAGUCCCAACUUUGCACCGUCUUCUUCGACGACUUUACCUCAGGGAGCCUAGACACUUCGAUAUGGAGCCGGACCGUCGAAUUAGGUGGUUUCGGGAACGGUGAAUUCGAAAUCAUGACUAACAAGGACGAGAACCUUAAAAUCGAAAACUCUCAACUAUACCUUAUUCCCACCCUAACGUCCGCUUCGAUAGGAAACACUUCCGCGAUAUUCAAUGGGUAUACGUAUGAUCUUGGUGACGAUUGUACGACAUCGAACGAGACCGCCUGUUCAGUCACUAGUGAUUCCAGUACGAAAACGGUUAUCCCACCGGUGCAAAGCGCGCGGAUAUCGACCAAUGGCACGUACUCGCUGAAAUACGGACGUGUCCAAGUACGUGCCAAGACACCUACUGGAGACUGGUUGUGGCCUAGUAUAUGGAUGUUACCGGUAAAUAAUACCUACGGCGCCUGGCCUCUGUCAGGAGAGAUCGACAUUAUGGAAUCCCGCGGAAAUUCGAUCACAUAUCCUGAUCAGGGCGUCAACUACGUUCGAUCUUCCCUGAACUACGCACCUCUAGCUUCACUUCUAUCCCAAUCCACCAUGUACGGCUGGUGGUUCACAAAACGUCUUGACUCCUCUUCCUGGAACACCGGAUUCCACACUUAUACCUUGGAGUGGACAGACCAAUGGAUGCGGAUGUACGUUGACUCCAGACUCCAAGCCAUGCUCGACAUAUCCCUCAAAUCCUCCAAGGAAUCCUUCUUCAAUCGCGCCGGAUAUCCGUCCACAGCAAUAAACUCGUCCUCCGGAGAUACAGUUGCCGUGGAGAACAUCUACGAUGAAGCUGGAGGAGGUUGGAAUGCGCCUUUCGACCAGGAAUUCUACCUGAUCAUUCAACUGGCUGUUGGUGGAACUUCGGGGUGGUUUCCGGAUGGAGCUGGAGGGAAGAUGUGGACGGACGGGAGUACAGAAGCGAUGUAUGAUUUUGCAGAAGCGCAGGAUGAAUGGUAUGCGAGCUGGCCGACGAGUGAAGACGACAAGGCGCUAAGAGUUGAUUGGGUCAAAAUGUGGAACAUGUGUUAGGUAUGAUCAUGAGUUGGACCAUUUUCUCACUGGACUAGAAUAUGUUUUGGACUUUGGUUUAAUCCUAUCCUUGCUCGAUGUCAGAAUGACUAUUAUCACUAUAAAAUGCUAUACUCCCCCAGUUCAUUCCCCUUGUACACAAACACUAUAUACGCUACACUUGAUAAAUCUGAUGCUGCGGUGAAUUGCUUUUCGGUAAAUUAGCGAUCUUGUCAUUCUUUUUUGUCAUACGCCGCCAUGGAGGAGUACAACCGGCGCCAGUGGUAAAGAGAUCUGGCGAUUGUCGUGGGGAACGAAGAGGCUACGCAGGAUUAUUUACCGGCAAUGCUCACGUUCUCCAUGACCGGCAGCGGGCCGCCCUGCUGCUAGCGCUCGACGAUGCUCGAAGCUGCAGAUACCAUAAUGUAGAUGAUGUAAAAUAACUAGCAUAA